Messenger RNA from Mastomys coucha (southern multimammate mouse), 1203 nucleotides. RefSeq names its product Nanog homeobox (gene Nanog). The transcript is spliced from 5 exons. Gene Ontology annotation, biological process: regulation of transcription by RNA polymerase II. The coding region runs from base 1 to 1203 and encodes 400 amino acids. Lineage: Eukaryota; Metazoa; Chordata; Mammalia; Rodentia; Muridae. Gene Ontology annotation, molecular function: DNA-binding transcription factor activity, RNA polymerase II-specific; RNA polymerase II cis-regulatory region sequence-specific DNA binding. The record is from RefSeq and is a predicted model, not a curated record.
AUGUGGUGCAGUGAUGGCAAUGGUGGCAAUGGCAGCAGUGGUGGAGGUGGCAGCAGUGGUGGCAGGGUUGGUUAUGGCCCAGUGGUGGCAGUGGUGGCAAUGGUGGCAGUGGUAGUGUCGCAGGAGUGGCAGGAGUGGUGGCAGUGGUGGCCAUGGUGGUAUGAUGCAGUGGUAGGUAAUGUGGCAAUGGCAGCAGUGGUGGCAUUGGAGGCAGUGGUGGAAGUGGCAGCAGGGGUAGCAGUGGCAGCAGUGGUGGUAAUGAUGGCAAUGGUGGCAGUGAUGGCCAAGUGGCAGUGGUGGUACAUACAGACCUUUAAUGCCAGCACUGCGGAGGCAGAGGCGGUUGGAUCUCUUUGUCCCGAGGAAAACUAUUCUUGCUUACAAGUGUCUGCUACUGAGAUGCUCUGCACAGAGGCUGCCUCUCCUCACCCUUCCUCUGAGGAUCUACCUCUUCAAGGCAGCCCUGAUCCUUCUACCAAUCCCAAACUAAAGCUGUCUAGUUCUGAGGCUGAUGAGGGCCCUGAGAAGAAGGAAGUGAACAAGGGCCUCGCCAAGAAGCAGAAGAUUCGGACUGUGUUCUCUCAGGCCCAGCUGUGUGCACUCAGGGACAGGUUUCAGAAGCAGAGGUACCUCAGCCUCCAGCAGAUGCAAGAACUCUCUUCCAUUCUGAACCUUAGCUAUAAGCAGGUUAAGACCUGGUUCCAAAACCAAAGGAUGAAGUGCAAGCGAUGGCAGAAAAACCAGUGGAUGAAGACUAGCAAUGGUCUAACUCAGAAGGGCUCAGCACCGGUGGAGUAUCCCAGCAUCCAUUGCAGCUAUCCCCAGGGCUAUCUAGUGAACACAUCUGGAAGCCUUCCAAUGUGGGGUAGCCAGACUUGGACCAACCCAACUUGGAGCAGCCAGACCUGGACCAACCCAACUUGGAACAACCAGACCUGGACCAACCCAACUUGGAACAACCAGACCUGGACCACUCAGUCCUGGUGUACUCAAGCCUGGAACAGCCAGACUUGGAAUGCUGCUCCACUCCAUAACUUCGGGGAGGACUCUCUGCAGUCUUACCUGCAAUUGCAGCAAAACUUCUCUGCCAGUGAUUUGGAGGCGAAUUUGGAAGCCACCAGGGAAAGCCAUGCGCAUUUUAGCACCCCACAAGCCUUGGAAUUAUUCCUGAACUACUCUGUGAAUCUACCAGGUGAAAUAUGA